AUGCGUAUUCGAGAUCUUCUACCUAAUUUGAGACUCGGACGCCAUUCCCCGGGCCCAUUAAAUUCAUUAACCGAUGUUCCUGGCGUGCUAGUACACACUCAGUCUGUCAUCUUGCCAAAAACUGCUCAUCACCAUGAGGUCAAUACCGGUGUUACAUGCAUCUUGCCAAGGAGAGACUUCGUUGACCAAGGCUGUUAUGCGAGCGUAUUUCGCUUCAACGGAUGCGGAGAAAUGACUGGUAGUCACUGGAUAGAUGAAACGGGUCUGCUGAAUUCUCCAAUUGUCCUCACAAAUAGCUACUCGGUUGGCGCGGCUUAUUCCGGCAUCUAUCAACACUGCAGAUCUCAGCUCGCCGUCAAACAAGGACCCGAAAAGGGACUAUGUAAUGGAUUCAUUCUCCCUGUUGUGUCAGAAACGUUCGAUGGAUAUCUAUCUGAUAUCGGCGCUAUGGCGGUCACGCCCGAACAUGUUGCGCAAGGUAUUGAAUCUGCUUCGGCAAUGCAAGUCCCAGAGGGGAAUACGGGAGGCGGCACAGGAACAAUCUGUCAGGGGUUUAAAGGCGGAACUGGGUCAUCGAGCCGCGUAAUUGACGGAUUGAUAUCAGAGGGUGGUGAGGGAAGCAAGCCUGUCAAAUAUACAAUUGCGGCACUGGUACAAACCAACUUUGGCACAAGUCGCGAUCUGAGAGUUGGGGGAGUUCCAGUAGGGCAGCUGAUGAAAGAGGAAGUCAUAGCAGAAGCUACCACUCGGCGUGAAGACGAAGGAGUCAAGGAUGGCAGCAUCAUCGUUGUCCUCGCCACGGAUGCGCCGCUUCAUCCUCUUCAGCUGCAGCGGGUUGCCAAACGUGCUGCCGUUGGAUUCAGCCGUGUCGGAGGUUGGGGAAGUAACAGCUCGGGCGAUAUCUUCCUUGCAUUUUCGACUUCGCAUCACAUCCCGAGAGAUCCUGUAUUCAGCUGGAAACCAACGGUUGGCCAAAGUGUUCAAGUCGUCCAGGAUGUUACCAGUAAUGCGCUUUUCGAAGCUGCUGCAGAUGUAACAGAAGAGGCCAUUUAUAAUGCGCUCUGUUGUGCACAAGACAUGAGAGGUCCGGCUGGGAGAUUUGUCAGAGCCUUGGAUCUCGAGAAAUUGAAGAGCAUUGUUGAAAAGUACUUAUAG
Molecule: messenger RNA, 1155 nt
Organism: Trichoderma virens Gv29-8
Lineage: Eukaryota; Fungi; Ascomycota; Sordariomycetes; Hypocreales; Hypocreaceae
Exons: 1
Coding region: 1-1155 (384 amino acids)
Molecular function (GO): aminopeptidase activity
Source: RefSeq, a predicted model, not a curated record